Molecule: messenger RNA, 264 nt
Organism: Menidia menidia (Atlantic silverside)
Lineage: Eukaryota; Metazoa; Chordata; Actinopteri; Atheriniformes; Atherinopsidae
Source: the annotation of a GenBank genome assembly
CUGCAGAUUCAUGAAAAGGAAGAAGAGGAGAUGAAUGAGAAGAAUGAUAACGCCAGCUGUCUGAAUGAGGAGCCUCUAAUCACAGCGGACCAGGUCAUCGAGGAGAUCGUGGAGAUGAUGGAGAACUCUCCGGAUCCCGGGGAGACGGAGGAGGAGGAUGAGGAGGAGGUCAGCCACUCUUCCUCCCGCACCAGCCCCUCCCUGCUGGAGGAGAUCCGGCAGCUGUCCCAGGCCUCCAACAACAACUGCUCCUACGAAGUCUGA